Zygotorulaspora mrakii is the source of this 1089-nucleotide messenger RNA. It is a transcript of the gene RPL4A, whose product is annotated as 60S ribosomal protein uL4. NCBI's taxonomy places the organism in Eukaryota, Fungi, Ascomycota, Saccharomycetes, Saccharomycetales, Saccharomycetaceae. The coding region runs from base 1 to 1089 and encodes 362 amino acids. The record is from RefSeq and is a predicted model, not a curated record. Gene Ontology annotation, cellular component: ribosome; cytosolic large ribosomal subunit. Gene Ontology annotation, molecular function: structural constituent of ribosome; RNA binding. Gene Ontology annotation, biological process: translation. The transcript has a single exon.
AUGUCUCGUCCUCAAGUUACUGUUCACUCUCUAAGUGGUGAAGCCACCUCUUCUGCUGUUCCAUUACCAGCUGUCUUCUCUGCACCAAUCCGUGCUGAUAUCGUCCACUCCGUUUUUGUUUCUGUUAACAAGAACAAGAGACAAGCCUACGCUGUCUCUGAGAAGGCUGGUCAUCAAACCUCUGCUGAAUCAUGGGGUACUGGUCGUGCUGUCGCCCGUAUUCCAAGAGUUGGUGGUGGUGGUACCCACAGAUCUGGUCAAGCUGCUUUCGGUAACAUGUGUCGUGGUGGUCGUAUGUUUGCUCCAACCAAGACAUGGAGAAAGUGGAACGUUAAGGUUAACCACAACGAAAAGCGUUUUGCAACUGCUUCCGCUAUCGCAGCUUCUGCUAUCUCCUCUUUAGUUUUGGCUAGAGGUCACAGAGUUGAAAAGAUCCCAGAAAUCCCAUUGGUUGUUUCUGACGAUUUCGAAUCUGUCAAGAAAACAAAGGAAGCUGUUGCUGCUUUCAAGGCCAUUGGUGCUCAAUCUGAUUUGAUCAAGGUCUUGAAGUCCAAGAAAUUGAGAGCUGGUAAAGGUAAGUACAGAAACAGAAGAUGGACUCAAAGAAGAGGUCCAUUGGUCGUCUACUCCCAAGACAACGGUAUUGUCAAGGCCUGUAGAAACAUUCCAGGUGUUGAGACUGCUAACGUUGCCUCUUUGAACUUGUUGCAAUUGGCUCCAGGUGCUCACUUGGGUAGAUUCGUUAUCUGGACCGAAUCUGCUUUCGCUAAUUUAGACAAGGUUUGGGGUUCUGAAACCGUUACUUCUUCCAAAAGUGGUUACUCCUUGCCAUCUAACAUUAUCACCAACACUGAUGUUACUAGAAUUAUCAACUCUUCUGAAAUUCAAUCCGUUGUUAGACCAGCCGGUCAAGCUACUCAGAAACGUACUCAUGUUUUGAAGAAAAACCCAUUGAAGAACAAGCAAGUUCUAUUGAGAUUGAACCCAUACGCAAAAGUCUUUGCUGCUGAAAAGUUGGGCUCCAAGAAAGCUGAAAAGGGUGGUAAGAAACCAUCUGAAACUUUCACGCAAACUUUGAAACACGAUUAA